Molecule: messenger RNA, 23722 nt
Organism: Porites evermanni
Lineage: Eukaryota; Metazoa; Cnidaria; Anthozoa; Scleractinia; Poritidae
Source: the annotation of a GenBank genome assembly
AUCGAGUGUGUCUGUGUUGGCUUCGACCGUUUUACUCAAUUUUAUCGAUAAUUGGAAGUGUUUGAUGGCCUAUCAUAACGUAAGAACAACUAAAGAGACAGGAUCUUGAACUACAGGCGAGAGAUAUCUGGCAGCGGAGGCUAUGGCACUUUGCACCUUUGGCCUCCAUGGUUAUCUCCUUUGUCGUUUCAAGUGUAUUGUGUUGUUCAAGAGCAAACCUUAAGGCGAAAAACAAACUGUUUUUAUUUAAAAAAUUAGCUUGGCAGAGAGGAUUAGCUAUGCGACCACUGCGCGUAUUAAAUGUUGCUGAGAAAAAUGAUGCAGCGAAGGAGCUGUCCAGAAUCAUGUCUAGAGGACAGAGCUCGCGGGUAGGUAUGGGUAGGUAAAACAGGGUCCUGGUAGGGGGGUGGGUGGGGAGUUACUACUUCUGUGGGUAUGUCGCGCAACAGGUUCAUAAUUUUGGGGACUUUUGAUCUACACUCUUUUUUUCUAUAAGGAUAUAUGUUAUAAGAAUAUCGAGGCUGAAAUUUACAAAAUUUUAAGAAUAUUUUAAGAAUAAACCCCAGGCAAAGAUUUUGUGUGUUUGAAAACUGUAAAUACAACACAGUUAUUGUGUUUUCAACUUAUUCCAUUCACUAAAAGGCAAAACUUGCCCGCAAAAUGAAAAAACCUGCACAUACUGUAAUUGAUACCCCAAUAUUAUAUUCUAAAAUGGAAAUAUCAUAAGCCAUAAUUUAACAGUGAUACAAGAAUAUUUUUCGUCUAAAAUUGGCAGAAAAAUAAGAAUUUUCAGCCUAGGCCAGAAAAACAAUAUUUUUAUACAAAAAAAGAGUGUAGAUAGAAUAGGGUAUGAUGUUCCAAAUGUACCUUGCGCAUGGAGGCUUCAAUUUAAUCAGCAGCCAUUUUGAAAUUAAUAAUUAUUUUAUUCACAGAGAAAUUGCUUGACAAAAUGCAUGGAAUUUAAAGAACUUGUUAUCAUAGUUUUUGGUAUCAUUUUGAGUGGAUUUUUAUAACACAGAGUCCAAAUUUGAACACCCAGGCAGCACAUACCCACCCAAAACAUACCCGAGUACCCCCACCCCCCAGGGACAGAGUAGGAUGGGAGAGGGGUUACAGGAAUCAUCUCUAUCAUAAGGCGCCAGAAAUACAUGUACUGAGAAGUUUAUAAUAAUGCCAUUAACUUAUCCACCGCUCAAUUAAGCAGUAUCUUAAUUUCUGACCAACUGGGCUUAGUAAAGUUAAACUUGGGCAGGUAUAAGGUCACUGCAAAUAGGCACAGCUUAUACAAUAUUUCAAAUUGUUUUAGAAGUGCCAUCCAUUGCAUAACCUGUACUAAUGCAAGAUGAUGAAAUAAGUGUUUCUUAUUUUGGCUGAAAACGUUCUAUGAUUACCAGCUACUCUGGUUAAGAAGUCAAAUUUAGUAACACAUGUAUGUUAGCUAUUAUGUUUAAGGGUGCAAUUUAGUUAUAACCUUUACUAACCUAAAAUGGUUUUGAUCACUUAGUUGAUGAAGUCAAUAAGUCACAGCAAAAGGAUUGAAAAGUUGCUGUUGCGAGCAAAAUCUUUUGGCACCUAUACUCAUUGUCCAGUUUUACAGCUUGUGUGCCUGUGUUGUCAUUUACAAAUUAACUGCAAGAAACUGUGUUGAAUAAUUGAUGCUGUUGUUUUUGAUAGGCUUUGAUUUCUUUGCAGAGAGAAGGGUUCUCCAAGUUUAACAAGAUUUAUGAGUUUGAAUACAACAUUUUAGGAAGUGUGAGUAUUAUAAAUGCUUCUCUUCUCUUAGUUAAUCACCUUUUAUAAAUGAUCAUUGCUUCCAAAAGCUCUUUGCUACUUCCUUUACACUUUAUAUAUUAAUUUUUUUAUUGUCAAUCGUUACAUAUGUAUACUUGUAUGUAUUGUACACUAUAAGCAUAAAAAUUUCAUGUCUCCUGUGGUUUUACUAAUAACAGAAUGCCACAAUGGUGAUGACUUCUUUGUCUGGACAUAUGAUGACGUUGGACUUUACAGCCAGUCACCAAAAAUGGUAAGGCAAAAGACUGAGACAAGGCUGUAACUCAAUGUUUGCAAUUAUACAGCAUAGUUGACAUAGUGAUACAUUGUAAAAUGGCAGGGUAUCUUUGGGGGAAAUAAUGUGGUUUCCAUUCAGUGAAGUGGUUUGCUUAUUACUUUCCUGCAGUACUUUAGCUGUUUAGUUCUAUAUUGAACCUUAAUAUGAGCUGAGGGAUGGUCUUAUAAGCAGUAGACCAAUGGUCCUCCCAAUCCAGGUCUCUCAUCACUGAAAUUAACUACAACCCUGGUCAAAACUCUUGGGACACUAAUGCAAUGGGUCAUCAAAUUGAGGCAUCUUCCCUCCCCCCUUCCCCCUCCGUGCAGUGUUGAUGUUACGCAUUCAAGUUUCAAUUCAACACCGAUUGUAUGAGAGGGGGACAGCAGAAAUAGCCCCUUAUAACACAUCCCCAAGCUUUUUUAAGAGGUAGAAUAUGAGUUAACUUAGCAAAGUGUCUUUGUGCCUAAUUUCCUCAAGUGUCCCAAGACGUUUUGACCAGGGUUGUACAGGCAGCUAUAAGUUUUAAUCAUAGCUAUUUCAAGGAAUUCCGGUAAUUUUUCAGUGUUCCACUGUUGUUAAUUCCUACAGGCAUAGUUGUUCCCCAGUAGCACUUUUCAGUGCACCUGUUAAAAAGUUUGUUGGAGAAAACUUCCUUCCAAUUAAAGUAAGAGCUUAAAAUUAUUAUUAUUGUGUGUGUGUUAAGAUUCAGCAAUUACAGGGUUGUGCUCUGGCAGAACUCCAGCUCUACAGGCUUUAUGGUUGGUACCCUAGAUUUUACAGGUUCAGCGCACUAGGCCUGCUUCAAUUUUCCUUAGAGCAUGGCCUUGAUUUAGCAUAAUCUGCCUGCUAAACUCUAGACUGUACAUGUUACUUAUUUGAAUCAGUUUCAUUGCUAAUACAUUGAUGUCAAGAUGCGUCAAUCAUGUUUGAAAAUUGGAAACAAAACAUACUUAAAAAUAACGUACCAUUUGUGACCUGUAUCUACUUUGGUCUUCCUUUCAGAAUUAUGCUUCAUCAUUAUUCAGUUGUGUUUACACCUUUAAUUAUGUCUUUUGAAUUAGAAAUAUGGCAAAAAUAUAGUAUAUUAUACGAAAAUGAUAUGUUAACCUUCAAUUCUAAUUUGUUUUACAGAGGACUUUGGAAAGAGAAGUGCGUGGCUGUGGAGUCUUAAUUAUCUGGACUGAUUGUGAUAGAGAAGGAGAAAACAUAGGAUUUGAAGUCAUUGAUGUGUGCAAAAAUAGUAUGUUAUUUAUGACUUUUUUUUUCUCCCUUAUUUUAACACAGGGCUUGUUAAAACUAUUACUAUACUUGACAAAAUUUAAUAGCCUGAAAGGGUGCUUAGUUUUAAACAUACUGGAAACUUACAUGUGUUUAUAAUCAAAAGGUAUUGAACUCGAUGUUGAUUAUUAAACUAAUGCUUCUGUUUUCCUUUUUCUUUAAGUCCGUCCAAACAUAAGGAUUUAUCGCGCAAAGUUUUCUGAAAUCACCAAUCAGUGAGUAGUAAAAGCAGUGUUGUUAUUUAAAAAGCUGUGAAAAUGAUUUCAAAACCUUUACUUUUUUCUUAAAGGCAACUCAAAGUUGCCAUAGAAAACUACUGGCAUGCUAACUGUGUACAGGUAAAACUUUACUAUUUUUGGUGAAAGCAUGGUAGAGUGGUUAGAGUGCUAGACUUGCAAUCCAGAGGCCCCGAGCUCAAGUCCCGAGCAGUGACCUCUUGUUGGAUAGGUUUCAUGUUUCAUCUGUUAUUUCAGAUCAGUUACAAGAGCUGUACAAAAUUUAGUUCAACCUGAUGAGUUGCAGGCUCAAGCUGUGGAUGUGAGAAUGGAGCUUGAUCUUAGAAUAGGUAUGUUUAUACAGGUCAACAUUAAAUUCAAGGUAAAAAUUUUUAACCUAGAUUAAUUCUCAAUUUCCUUUGUCUCCUAGCCCUGAUUAUUUGUGAAUUAGGGCUAGGCAAUAAAGGAAAUUGAGAAUCAACCUACAUUUAGGUGAAUAAAACAUUUUGACCAGUGUAACAGGUAUAUCCUGGAUUUUCCUUGUACUUUCAUCCGUGCCUUUCAAUAAUUCACAUAAUAUUCAAUUUACAGUUCAACCUCUACAAUGGCCAUUUCUUUCUCACAGGAUCUAUCCUGUGUAAUAAGGCUCCCAAGAUAGUUAAAGUACAUUUCUUGACUUAAUUGUUUACCAUCAAGAACGAUCUUGAAUUCCUCACCAGGCCUCUUACUGAUUUUCAUGCACAUCCUGGCAAUUAUCUUUCUUUCUUCUUUCUUCUGGCACUAUCACUUGACACAUAUGGCCAAGCUAGUAGAAAAAUGCACGCAAAUAAGAGGCAAAGGGUGCCAUGAAUAUGUUUUAGCUUGGUCAGAAAAAUUCAAAAACACAAUAGUCAUAUGAUAAAAUGCUUAUUGGCUGAGUUAGGUUGGGCGAGACGGGAAAACAUUUUGCUCUCAGUCAGGGUGCACGGACCUCAAGCCAAAUAUUUUCCUGUCCGGCCCUCCCACCUAGUCAAUAUGCACAUAUUUUACUUUAAUUCUUUUCUUGUUGGGUAGGUGCUGCAUUUACUCGGUUUCAAACCUUAAGGCUGCAGAAAGUUUUUCCUGAUGUUUUAAGCGAAAACCUUAUAAGCUAUGGUAAGUAUUUUAAAUGAUAACAAAACUUUAUCGUUACAAUUUUGUAGAAAAUAGGGCAGCCUUUUUUUUUCAUUUUUAAUGAGAUACUAUGUUUACACUGUAUGUUGAUUUGUAGAGUGGUACAGACUACCCUUAUCUGACAGACGUUUAUUGAUCUCUUGUUUUAGGCAGCUGCCAAUUUCCUACUUUAGGUUUUGUUGUUGAAAGAGUAAGUGAUUAGUUUGCUUGUUUUGUUAUAAACUUGUUCAGGUUCAUUUCAACAUUAAAUAGUCUUGUAUAUCCUAGUACAUUAAAAUGAAUCAUAAGUGAAAAUGAUUGCAGACUAGUUCAGGUCUGUCACCAUUAGGGCUGGCUAAUUAAACCAUGUUGUGUGUUUUUUCCCUAAGUAUAAACAGGUACAGCAGUUUGUACCAGAGACAUUCUACAAGAUUAAAGGUGGGUAGGCUAGAGUGGUCCUUUGAAUCCCGCAUAGUGUGGUGCAAAUAAAUUAUUUAUGUUUCAGCCAAUUCAUUUUUUUUAUCAUUACCAGCAUUGCUGACAAGAGAAGGAAUUUGUUUGUGCAAUUUUCUUGAAAUUCAUCAAAUUGUUAAUUGUCUAAUAAUUAUGUUUGAGUGGACAAGAUAGUAAUAAAAUGAGUUUUCUUUUAGUUACUCAUCAAGUAGAAGACACAAAAGUGGAUUUUACCUGGAGAAGGUAGUUUUUUUUUCUUGUCAAAGUUACACAUAACAUUACUUCAAACUACUUAAGCAUUUUAUAUAAGUAUUUUGUAUUCCUAAAUUUUAACAUUGAUCUGAAUGGAUUGGAAUGCUCCUGCUGUUGUGAUUUGUGUUUCACCCUUGUGACAAUUCAUGAUCCUAGGGGAAGACUGUUCCACCGUUUACCGUGCCUUGUCCUCUAUCAAAUUUGUUUGGAGGUGAGAUAUUACAUUGUAGGAUCAUGCUUCAGUAGAACCCAAAAUAAAGAGGUAGAAGUAUUCUUUAACUUGUGUAAGGAAUGUCAACUAGUUAAGUGUAUAGCUCAGUAUGUUGAAGGCUUCAAAAAAACUUUGAAUUCAGGCUUUUCCUUUGGGCAGCUCAGCUUCCGCAUUUUGCUUCCCAGGGUAACUUCUUGCUUGUCUGAAUCAAAUGAUUUUGUUAGAGGAUGACUUUCCUCGAGCUUUUCCCAUUGGGCAAGUAUCUUUAAGAGUUUAUACUUGACUACUGGACAAGACUUUUUUCUCGUCCUGUAUGUUGUUAUGAAAUCUUGCAUGCAACUGUAAGUACACAGACCAUGAUAUGUUCGCUCUGUUUGUGCUGACUUGACAUUGUGGCGUCAAUGUUGUCAAAAAUUAGUAAUAGUCUAUUUCACACUUCUCUUUGUUCAAUUUUAAGCGAAGAGCUUUCAUUUGAUACUGGUGCUAAGCUUGUAAGCCUUUCUCAGGGAUUCCACUAAGAUUUCAAGUUGCUGGGUAAAUACAACAAGUAGGCAGGGAAUAAGACAGCUAGGGAUUUCCUUCAGUGCUAUGCUUCUUCUAUUUUCUUAAGAAAGUAGCCGGUGACCACAUUCAUAGUAGCCGGAGGAAAUCCCCAGCCCCUGCCUCUUAAUGAUAGCCCUGCUUUCUUCAUGUGAGAAUAGCCAACACAUGUCUAGAAUAGUUAUCCUUUACUAAAGAGUUUUACCCCCACUUCUGGAUGCUCUCUAAUAACAGAAGUUUACUAGGCCUUAAGUUUGCCAUGUCAUGUCAGUGUCAAUCUUUUUAAUGAUUUUUUGUCUUGUUUCUUAUUCAAUAAGGAUCCUACAGCAAAAGUUCUGAGUACUUCAUCUCAUCCCAAGAGCAAGUGGAGGCCAUUACCAUUGGACACAGUGGUAGGUACAUUGAGAUCUCUCUUGAACUUAUAUGAAGAUGCAUGUUGCAUUUUAAUAAAACAUUCUUUAUGUUAAAGGAACUUGAAAAACUGGCAUCACGUAAGCUUAAAAUCAAUGCUAAGGAGACAAUGAAAAUAGCAGAAAAACUCUACAAUCAGGGGUAAGUACAUUGCUCAUUUCACUGCCUCAAUGAUUGUUAAUUUGUUGGUAGUGUUGAUAGUGUUGUUUUUAAAACACUUACUAUAUAAAAGCCAAAAAAAUGAAGCAGAUCUAUAUGCAUAAUGUUUCAGGUUCAUCAGUUAUCCACGCACAGAAACCAACAUGUUUCCCAAGUCUUUAGAUCUGAGGCCUCUUAUUCAAAAUCAAACUGUUGAUGCCAACUGGGGAGGUAAGUUCAAGAUUGUUUAAUAUAGAGUACCUUAUUAUAGGAAAUUAAUGAUGCACUUUAUUAAUGCAAUUUUAAAAAAAUCGCGUUAAUUUAAUGCAUCUUAAUUUACGUCGAUGUUAAUUUAAAUCACACUAUUUCACAUCAUUGUUGUUUUACAGCACCUUUAUUUCAAUAACAAAACCUUGCCUGCUCAUAGUUCCUCUAUCAAUACCUCAGAGUCACUAUCUGACAGUUCUUCUUUAAGAAUUGAGUUCAAAAUGUCUUUCAACUAGUCUUUGCAUUGAUCUGUUUCACUAAGGGGAUAACUAACUUCUUCAGUCUUUCUUCUUAAAAUUUCCAUUUACGUUUAUUUCUGUUAUUCCUUUAGAUAUUAUGUUGAGAAGUUUUCAUUGCAGCAAAUUUGUGUGAAAUAAAGUUAGGUGCACAUUGUUUUCAAAAAUUUCAUGUUAUUUUGAUGUAUGUAAACCUAACUUUUGGAAAAUUCAGGUUAAUUUUGUGUAACAUAAAUUUUCUUUGCGUUGUCAAUGUGCAUUGUUAAUUUCCCAUAAUAAGGUAAUGAACCGUAUUCAAGAUUGAUGGGAAAAGGGUGUAAAAAGUUUCAGUCUUUUUUUAACUCCUCCAAUGAAACUGUCUAUGGAAUGAUCAUGUAUUGAAACCUUCAAAUUUUAUGCAUGGUUCUUUCAUAUAAAUUUAGUGACAUUUCCCAUUGUAAAUCUGGAGAUUUGGGUUUCACCCUUUGUGUAAAUGUUUCCUUAGACGAGAAUUUGUUUUAGCCUCUCCCCUUAUAGAUGUCUAUUAAUAAAUGGGUACGUGGUUGUGGUUUUUCAAACGUUGGAUAGUGCUUUCAAAUGAAUAAAUCACAAUCUGGCAGGUAAGUAUUAGGAAAACCACAAACACUAUAUUGUUAUGCACUGGAUGGAGUAUCUAGUGGAUAGCAUUGUCCACCUUUUGAACAACUCACCUGGGCCAUUAAUAUACUGUAAGGUUGACCCAAUGGUGACCUCCUCUGUAACAUCCCAUACAAAAGGAGUAGUAAUAUUCCUACAAAAGGUGUAUCAUACUACACCUAACUGAGUUAAUCUUUGGCCAUAGGCAUUUCUACCUCAUUGGUGUGCUUUUUCUAGGUAAACUAAUAGUUGUUGUUCUGAGACUCUUUUUAAUGAAAGCGACUUUUGAAGGAAGACGGGCAAGAAAUCUAGAGUGCUCUUUGAUAAAACUGCUUCCUAAAAAUUAAUGUAAUGUCAUCAUUGUCUUGUUACUUUUGUAGAAUUUGCUGCUGGGGUGCUAGAGAGAGGCCCCAAUCCUCGCCGUGGAAACAAAACAGACAAUGCCCACCCUCCAAUCCACCCCACAAAGUACACAGAUGGCUUACAGGUAGCUGCUACAGUAUCAUAUUUCUUUUUUAUUGUGAUUUUUUUUUUAAAUCUUAGACAAAAGAGAACAUAACAACAGUCUGUGAGAGUUAGGAAAAUCCUGAGUCAACAAUAGUGUUUCUUGAACUUCUAUGUGAAUAGAGAGUAAAAGAAUAAUUAGUACUGUAAAUGUGUGCAAAUUGGUAAAAUUUUGAUCUGAAUAAUUCGUGUAUGCAUCAAUAUUUUUUAUUAAUCAAUAAAUAUUCAAACACUGUUUCAUCAGUUUAUAAUUUAAUAGAAGUCUAAGGCAAAGAAAGAUAAAGUGAUUUCAAUCAACGCUGAAGCUGGUUGUUUGUCACACGUGGUGUAAAGCAAUGCGUUUUGUACGUAAGUUUUUCAAAAAAGUAAUUUACAGAACUAAAACUUAACAAAAAAACUUUAUUUUUCAGGGCAAUGAAAAAAGGCUGUAUGAAUUCAUAGUAAGACAUUUUUUAGCCUGCUGUUCUGAGGUGAGCAGUCUUGGUUUCCUUACUGUGCCGAAAUGAUUACAUAUGUUUUUGUUUUGAUUUUCCUGCUGCUGUUCCCAGCUUCUCUAUGAGAUUAUGAUAGCAUCGUGUUUUUGUUUAUAGGAUGCAAAAGGGCAGGAGACUAAUGUGGAAAUAGAGAUUGCUGGAGAAAAGGUACACAACCCGCAUAUAACUUACAGCUCUGAUAGAACUGGAAUAUGUUAUUAUUCACAAAAACUUUAUUCUUAUAAACUCUUAUGAGUUUGGCACCAGAUCAAGGAGCCUUGAAUUAUUUGAAAAGUUCUUUACAAGAAUGGGGUAUGUGCCUUCUUUGGUUAUUUGUUUUUAAAGCAAUUUCCAAAUUUGGAUAACAAAUACAGCAUUACAAAGUUUCAACAGGCUACAAGAAAAAUUUCUGCAGGGCACCUUACAUUAUGAUGCUGGAAUCACUCCUGGAUUUAUUAAGAUCAUAAUCUACAACCAGUUAAUUUAAGGGAAUUGUUUAGAAGGCUUGCUAUUCAAGCUUAAAAUAAUUAAAAAAAAUAAUGUUUUUAAUAAAGUAUGAUCAUCUUCUAGUUUACAGCUAAAGGAUUGAUGAUUACUGCAAGGAACUAUCUUGAUGUGUAUCCAUAUGACAACUGGAAUGCAAGGGUAAUAUAUCUCAUGGUGCUAAUAUUUACAGGGCUGUCAUGAAAAGAUUUCAAGUUCCCCGGUAAAUACAACAAGUAGGCGCGGAAUCAGACAGCUAGGGAUUUCUUUUUCUGUUAUUUUUCUUCCAUUUUCCUGUGAAAGUAGCCGGCGCCCCGUUCUUAGUAACUGGGGGAAAUCCCCAGCCCCCACCUCUUAAUGACAGCUCUGGUUUACCCCAAAAUUUAUUACUCUGUGGUGGUCAGAACCUUCUCUUGUAUCCAACCAAAAGUGUGAAAGGUAAUAAGGGUAAUGUAUUUUUAAGAAAGAUUUUUUCAACAGAAGGUUUUCACUUUACAGUAAGGAUUAUUUUACAACGUAGUCCACACCUUGUUUUAAACCUGUAGAAGUUCCUACAGGGCUCAAGAAUCAUUUGAAUCCCAGCACAUCCUUCACGCAAGUACCUCUUACAUUUUUCUUGCCAUUCCAACUACUUGCUUGUCUUAGUUAAUGACUAAAAAUAUAUAUAUAUAUAUAUAUGUUUUUUCAUACAUGUGUUUGUUAUUUUGAAGUGUCUGUAUGGCAUUAUAUUAUGCGUAAAUAGUUUGUGCUUUAUUUCUUUUUCUUGUCUUGUUUUAGACAAUCCCAGUGUAUAAUCAAGGUGAAGAAUUUCAACCAAGCUCCAUUGAGGUUGGUAAACAAAGUGCCAGUUUCUCUCAUUAGUUGUAUCAGAUUGGUUAGUGUACCAGGUCCAAUGUACUGGCAGGUGUGUAUGUUGUUCAAGUCAUAUCACUGGCUUCAUUUUUUUCCCUUUUUUAUAAAGAGGGAGGGGCUGGUUAUGUAUGAUAAUGAGUUAAAACAAGAAGAUAGAAUUUAAACCAAGGAAAAAACUGACCCACAACAUGUAUAAUUAUUACUGUUGACAAUAUUGUGUCCUAAUGAUGUUUAGUGAUGGUCAUUUUUCUAAACUAUUCAUGUUGUAAUCACCAGAGAUUGUUAUCUAAAUUUAUGUCAAUGAUAAUAUAAUGUGUGGCAAAACUAGUAUUGUCACAGAUGAAAACUAAUACAAUGUACUUCAGCCACAAUGUCUUUGGAAGAAAGAAGGCUUCAAAGUGUAUUUUAGCAUGUCUGCUAUUGUUAAAUGUUUGAUUUUCAAAUAAAGCUAUUAUGUCUCGUCAGAUGGUUGAUGGGGAAACCAAGCCACCUCCACUGUUGACUGAAGCUGACUUGAUUGGCUUGAUGGAAAAGCAUGGGAUAGGUAGGAAGAAAAACAACAAUACUGAAGUCACUGUUUAAAGUAAUCUGCCAGGUGACACACAGUAAAAACCUGCAACUAAAAACCUGGUUUUUAAGAACUUGUUGGGCUAAAAUUUGUCAGUAAGGCCCCCUUUAGACAUGAAACUCUUUAGGUUCUUGUUUUCCAAAAUCUAUAACAACAAUUCUUUACACUUGGGCAAAAGAACAUCAAAAUUCAUGUGGUCAGUGCUUCAUUCCUUCUUCUCAUAGUCAUUUUUACAUAAAUACUCUGUUGGUAUGAAGAUUGUUUAUAAGAAAUGAUCUGAAUACCACUAAAUGCUCAUAGCCACCAUGCUUUUUUUCUUCAGACAAUAAGAACCUAUUUAAGUAGCCUAAAUUUGUACAAAUUCCCAUUAAUAUGUACGAACCUGUUUAGGCUAACUUGGGAGAAUGCAGGUUCUAAGUCGUUUUUUUUUUAUUGUAUAUGAAAAGCUGAAUCAUAGUAUUUUUUACCUCAGGGACAGAUGCUACACAUGCAGAGCACAUUGAGACCAUAAAGAACAGGUGCUAUGUGGGAGUACAACAGGAUGGGACCUUCCUUCCAGGCCAGCUUGGAAUGGGACUUGUUGAAGGUAAGAUUUGGAUCCAAUGAAUUACAUUAUUUAACAGCAAUAAGCUUUAUUGGGAGUAAGAAUGAACUAGUGUCUUGGCUUAGCCUUAUUUCAUGAAGGAACCAUUUUUAAACCUUUGAUUCUCUGUAGCAAAGGAUAGCUAUGGAGAAAAUGAUCAUACAGGGAAUCCAAUUUUUGGCAAAUUCCUCACGUUACCACUGUGCAAAUGAGUCUUCUUCAUUAUCAUUAGUUAUGAACGCGUGUUUGUUUAAAAAUGUUAACCAUACGUAGGAAGUACAUAGAAUCAGAAUUGGCAAUUUCCUGCCAGUCCUUUUAUUUCCUUUUUUCUUUUUUUCUUUUUUAAAGGUUAUGAUCUGAUGGGAUUUGAGCUUUCAAAACCAAGAUUAAGGGCUGAACUUGAAGCUGAUCUUAAGAGGCAAGGAUGACUUCAAUUCACAUUUUUGAUUUGUUGCCAGCUGUUUAAGGUUGUAUGUUAGGACCACUAAGUAUAACUAGGGACUGGUGUGGUAUGUUUGUGUAAUAGCUACAAAUUGAGUGUUUUGGUAGACUGUUUAACAUAGACUACGAGUAGUCCCCCAUUUUUCCUCAGGGAUAAUGGAGUGAGCGAAACGAAAAUCACCCCAUGCGAGAAAAAAAUCUCUCCCCGCCGCAUGUCGCCUUUUCUCGCGUGGGAGAUCUAUUAUCCCUGAGGAAAAAUGGGGGACUACUCGUAGUCUAAUUAAACAAGCUCUGUUGCCUGGCUAAACAGUUUAAACUGCAGUGCUAGUAUCACUAGGGUCAGACUAGUGGACCAGUGUAAUGAUCAAGUACUAGCAGCUCCCAUUCUUUGCAAAAAUACACUUACAAGCUGGUGCUGGUCUUGGCUAAUUUUUUGUCAACUUACUGUUUUGGCAGAAUUUGUGAAGGAACACGAAACAAGGAUGGUAAGGCACCUAAGAUACCUGUUUACGGUAGAUACGUAUACUAGCAUCCUCCUUCAAUGGGCAAGGAUUCAGGCAAAUCAUUGCCUAACUACAUGUAAAUCAUUAACUAAAACCGGCAAGAAGUGGUUCUGGGAGAGCAAAAUGUGAGGGCUACUUGCCCAAAAAACAAGCUUUGAAGUCCUUUUCUUUUUCACAUAAGCACCCCCUACCCUCCCCUAAGAAAAAAUUACCAAAUGUGCUGUAUGGAGGUAGAAUAGAGGCAUUAUGGGCUUUAUAUGAGCAUUUACUGUAUAGUACUCCACUCUCACCAUGUAGCCAGGGUUCAAAUCCCAGCUCAACACCAUAUGAGGGUUGGGUUUGUUUUUGGUUCUCUCCCUUGCUCCAAGAGGAUUUUCUUGGUUUCUCCCGUUUUUCCUUCUUCUCAAAAUCCAACACUUCCAAAUUCCCGUUCGACGUGGAAUGCACGGGCACAUUUAAUCGAGUUAGGCGCUUCGUGGGUAAACAAAUCACAAGUUACAAUUACAGGAUAAAGUAAGAGUACUGUUAGGUUGUGAGGUUUCGAGUGAAUGACUAUCCUUCAGGAUUUCAUCUUUACACUAAUACAGAUUAUGUUUCAGUUGCUCAUUACUGUAUGUUAUGAAUACCUCUGAAAGAAGUAAAGAAGAGAAUACCAUGCCAUGCUGAAAAAGGCGUAUACUUAUUCUUUCUUUAUUUAGAUGUUCUUGUAGAGCAAAUAGCAAAGUACAAGGAACAGUUUGUUCAGGCUGUGCAGGAGGUUUGUUUACAUUUCAUGUCUGUUAAACUGCGAACGAGAAAGUAUUUGUGGCGAAGAACCAAUGUAGUUUAAUGAUCAUCAAAGGUUGCUUAUUCUUUCUCAGUUAUGUCUGAGUAAAUGACAAUUGACUCAGCUCUUCUUGCUGAGAGGAGUGGCCACGCACUGUAGGGAAAUGGAAUAACUUUUAGACAAAGUUCCAGAAACGAUGUGUUGUUAUUUCCACCUAACAGGUGAAUUUACGUUAUCUUAUUCCUUCCUUAUCAUAGGCAGUCAAAUUGGAUCAGGCUCUCUCAAAUUAUUUUGGGGAUCCUAAAGAGUUUCUUGAUGAAGGUUUGUACAAAAAUAUGUUGAGGUACAAUUUUUUUUUUACUUGUGUAGAGUUUAGGUUUCACGUAGUUUGAGAUUUUUUUUUUAAAUACGCGUAGUAACUAUUUGUAUUAAAUUUAAAUAACAUUAAUGAUGUGGGGUUUGUCGAGUUUGUAUGCUAAGUUUCUUUGCAUCCUUUGAAUGGGCCCUUUGCAGCUUGUCAUUCAAGUGUCACAAAACCGCCAUACUGGAGAGCAACAGACACACAGGGACAAGGGAAGCUAACAGCUCGCAUCAUUUAAAAUGACAGUGGCAGAUCCAGAGGAGGCCCCCCUUAUUUUUAGACCAAACUGAGGGCCGUAGGGCUGAGAAAAUUUUUUUGGAGACCGCCCCCUCCCCCUUAUAUCAGGGUCUGGAUCCGGCACUGAAUGAUAGUCUCCUUUGUUUGUCUUGUCCCAGUGCAUCCCUUGUUCUCCAGUGUGAUGGUUUGGUACAAUGUGAAUGACUAUAGCUUCAAAGGGCGUGUUAUAGCCUGACAUUACUACUUUGCCACUUUGUCUGACUUUUAAAUGUAUUUUUUCAAGUUGCCGCUCUCAUAGUCUCUGUUUAAUUGCAGUUCUGGGUAUAGAGAAUGAGAGAGGAGCAGAACCUUUGCGUCUUUGUCCCAGAUGUAAGACAGAACAAAUGGUUCUGAAGAAAACAAAGGACGGCAGGUGAGAGGGUUUAUGAGAACAAUAAACAGCCAGAUGAAAGAAAGAUGACAUAAUACCUGAGUAUGAACUGGGAAACUGCAGGGUAUAAGGGACCAUACGUUUACCAAACCAGCAAGAGUUAGGCUAAGUACUAAUAAGCACUGCAUAAGAUUUUUCUCUUCUAUUAUUUUUGCCAGCCUUGUAAGUCUCGCUUGCGUAAACAGCAAGACUCAUAAUCUGCAACGCGUUCUUCGUCUUAUUUAGGACACAAAAGGGGGUCAUUGUGCCAGGCGUUCCUAGCGGAGACCGUGGAAACUGGGAAUAAGAAAUCGUUGCGUGAUCGAAGCCACGCAUAUUUUGCGAAAAAAAAAAGAAUCUUAAUUAGCAAAACUGCGAUAGUCGGUUGCUGUAAACUUUCAUUGUAUGCAAAUGGGUCUUUUGAUGAGCAUGCGGUUUAUUUUCAGCGAUGAUUGAAAUGACAUGCCUCGUAAAUCACUUCUUUGAUCUCUGGCAAUGAUGUAAUUUCUCUGGAAUCGAGGCCCUUGAUUUUUUGUGUAUUUAUACACGCGUAUAGCCUGCGACCGCAGACGCAUUUCCGGUCGUCGCUAACACGCGUACUAAAUCAGUUCAGAAACAAAUUAAAAGUAUCGACGACGAUAAAGUAGGAAGUAAAAAACCUUUAGCGAAUAAAUCCUGUUUCGUGUAGAAUUAAUCGCCUCCUCAUUUCUCGAUCUAAUCUCCAAGUCUUUCGGGAUCCUUACUUAAUCAUGCACAACAGAUAACCAAAAAAUCAGAGAAUAUCUUAUGUAAUGAGUAAGUAAUAUUGCUGGGCUGUAAGAUUCAAGUUGCCGGGUAUAUGCAAUCAGUAGGUGGGGAACUAAAUAGCCAGGGAGUUCUUUUGGACUCAUCUUCCUUUCGCUUCCUACGAAUUUAGCCAGGGAUCAUGCUCAUACAUAGUAGCUGUGGGAACCCCAGUCCUUAGUGAUAGUCUUAAUAUUGGAUGAGCCUGAGUAUGAUAUGAAGAAUUGCGCAGGUCGAGAAGGGUGUGGAACACUCUCCGGGAUCAGCAUAAUUCUCCAUAUCAUACUCAGCCUCGUCCAAUAACUCUUAACGAUUAGAUAUAUGUUGAGACUGAGGUAAACAUCAUGGGAUAAAGUAAGCAUUGGUAAAGCGAGACGCGUCUAUGACGCUAUCUGUAUCUUACUUGUCUCAUCCACAGUUUUAUGAUUGGAUGUGAAGGUUAUCCAAGGUGCCGUUCUAGUGCUUUUUUCCCCAAAUUUGUCUUGGAAGCUACAGUGCACGAAUCUUUGUGUCCAAAUUGUCAGCCAGGAGAUGUGCACAAAAUCAGCUUCAAAUUCAAGAGAGGCUCUGUCCCACCAAUGAUGCCGUUGGAGUAAGUUUUGUUUUUUCAUUUAUUUAUUUCAAACAAAGUUAGUUAAAUGUUUAAUCUUUUAAGGAACGUUAGAAAAGCUAAUGAAUGUGAGAAGUUGUUGUUGUUGUUGUUGUUGUUUUUUUCAUCACAGACGUUCGUGGUGUAUUUCUGAAGCCAUUGUUGAAGUUUAAGCCGUAUGAUUGAUAUUUUCACUGGCAUUCACUUGAAGAAAAUUUUCUUUUUAGGUACGUGGGCUGUGUUGGUGGAUGUGAUGAUACUCUUCGAGAAUUACUGGACUUGAAAGAUUUGACAAGACUUCCCUCGGAUUCAGGUAGAAACCACUAACUACACACAUAUUAUUUGUCCACUUAAACAAAUGCACCAGUUUAGCAACAAAGAGAGCAAUGGCCCUUGCACCCGUAGGAUUUGUUUGGUUUUUUUUGUCAGGGAUUGUGGCCCUGAAAUUGCUGAAAACGCGCUGAAAAAUCCCCUUUCCUUCACCCUUGAUCAUAGUAAGCAGUCGAUGUGACGGAACGAGAGACUACUGAAUUUGUAUCAUUUUACAGGCCGAUGUUGGAAUCUGAAAUUUUCGUAUUUGAUUUCCUGUUAAACUCCUAAAACUUUUUUCUCUCUUCUAAAACUACUUUUCCUCUAUUGUUUUUUUUUUUUUUUCAGGAGGCGCAAAUUUUUCUGGAAGAGGAGGGCGAAAUCCUCAAUCCGGCAGCAGAGGAAAGAAACAACCUGUGGGGCGUGGUCAAAGUACAAUUAACAAUCCCAGAGAAGGUGGUAAUCAACUGUCCACAAGGCCUUCUCAGCGGAGAACUGCACAAACGGUUCAGACGAAUAGGAAUGAAGGACGUAAUAUUACCACUUCUGGUCCGGCUUGGCAACAAAAUAAUGGGAACAGUUCAUCAUUUCUAACAGGUAUGACUCCGUAUAAUUACUAAAAAGGUUAAUGAUCAACAGAAAAAGCCAUAACUAGGGUAAUAUAUAAUUGUUAUUUGUCUGAGGGUGAGCUUAUGCCGUCUAUCGGCAAAUAAAAUAAAUAAAAUAAAUAACGAUUUGCAGGUAGUACAUCCACAUAGUGGUUCUUCGUCUACCUGAUUCCUGGUCGAAUUGGAAUUUGGAAAUGUUGGUUUUUGAGGAGAGGGGAAAACCGGAGUACCCGGAGAACAACCUUUCGGAGCAAGGGAGAGAACCAACAAUAAACUCAACCCACAUAUGGUGUCGACGCCGGGAUUUGAACCCGGGCCACAUUGGUGGGAGGCGAGUGCUCUCACUACUGCGUCACCCUUUCUCCCAAACCAAUUUUUUUGAUCUUUUAAACCUUGUAAGUUCUCUAUAGUUUAAUAUAACAUUGCAAAAUGUUUUAAUUCUAGAAUGUUUUAUUUUGCAAACAUGAAAUACGUCUGUAACUUAGCUUCCUCUCUGUCAAUUUAUAGGACUCGAAUUCCUUUUGAACUCGCUUUCAUGUACUCGUCCCUUGGUAAUGGUGUCAUGAGGUCACCGAAACGUUGAUUCAUUAUAUCGUUAGUUUUUACACCUAAUUACUAAUUGCCUUUGCUUUACAGGUUCAGGUUUUAAUCAAUUCCCUUCGGAAGGCUAUUUUGGUGGGUACGUUCUGUGUUAGUGUUUAAUGUGCCAUUAUAAUACCAUUGGGCUAAUUCGAAAGGGACCCAUUUUUUCAUUCUCGAGAAUUCGUAUUAUGUACUAUUAAUUUUAUCUGAUUUUGUCCUUUUGACAGACAAGACAAUGAGAACUGUGUGGUUUGCACAUGUGGACAGCCAGCAGUAAAGUUGACUGUGAGAAAAGAUGGGCCCAAUAAAGGUGAGUUAGAACAUGGUAGUUACGCAAGACCUGCGGGACAUAUAAAAUGACUGGACAAGUCUAACAUGACACCUGGACUGAUACAAUCAUUACACUUUAACGAGUCUCAGUUGCUAUCAAUAGUAGCAAAACUGGAACCGUCAGAUAUGGAAAUGUCAAACCACUUCGAUAAUAGCCAGUUUUAAAGUCGUAUGGCGUAAGAUGCUAUCUGAGGAUGGUGUAAUCUAUAAUCGAACUGGUUUUAAAGGAGGCCACAUAAUGGUCGAUACCUGCUCUUACUCACCUUUAUUGCGAUUUGAGGAUGGUAUACCAUUUCACUUUGUAGGUCGACCAUUCCUGUGGCCUGCUUUAAAACCAGUUCGAGUAUAGUCAGUUGUAGGUCAGUUUAAGUUUUCAGGUCGUAUGGCGGGAAGAUGUGAUCAGCUAAGCUGGUAUACUUUUUCACUUUGUAGGUCGACCAUUUUACAAGUGUUCCAAUAGAGACGGUGGUUGUGAUUUUUUCCUAUGGGCUGAUGAUUCAGGGAGUUCCUCAUCAUUCAGUCACGCAGCACCUCCUGUGCCAUCCAAUAGCAUCAGCAGGAAUAACGUCGGUGGGUAACAGAAGCGUUGGUCACUUGUAGUGCAACCACUUAAACCUGGGCCACUCAGACAAAAUCGAAUGACAGGAAAGUAACAGUAACUUUUAAAAAAGUAGUUUUCGAGCCAACUAGCAGCUCAUAGGGAACAACAACCUAAUGGAAGCACUAAUCUAUGAAAAGCGAAAUUAUCCAGUAAAAAAACGUUAACAUUCGGCAAAGUUUUUAUUGUUUGUAAUUUUAAAAAGAACGCUCGUGGGACAUAUUUGUCUGUCAGAAAGCUAUCAUUUCGUCAUUCACAAUCAACUUCAUACGAUUUCAAGUAAAAAAAUUUAACCAAAGUUUAGGUUUUUUACUUUACCGUCAGGCUCCAUCACGAACCUCCCAGAAAACUGGUUUGCUUCAUUGGGAUUAAAGGUCACGUCUGUAGGUUGUAAUUGGUAUAUUUUGAUCCCUUUUUUUUGUUUCGUUGCAAUUAUCAUUAACAACCAACUUUCCCGGAAUACGUUUUUCUCUCUUUUAUCCGAGUGUUUCAAUUAUGUCAAGGAAGCCUUGGUAUAAACAGAUUUCUGACUGAAUUUUAUUUUUCUGUAGGGCACUAAUUUCUCUAGAAAUAGUUUUGAGUUUUUUGUUAUUUUUGUUUUCAAGGAAUUCUUAGUUCUGUUUUCAUUAUCAGUGGAAAGAAGUAGGGUAUUAACAAUGGGUGUGGUCAUACUAAUUGCCUUUGCUUUUCAGGUCCACGUGUUAAUCACUUUCUGACUUCUGGAGGCCCCUUUGGUGGGUACGUUCUGUAUUAUUGGUUACAUUAAAGGUGUUGUCGAUAGAGUAAAUCUUCAGGUGACAGAGGUAAACUUCGUCUUGUGGCCAAUAAACUAUUCAGCCUCCUAAUGAGUUGUUACUGGUUAUGUCUAACAGAUCAGACGAAGAAAACUGUGUGGUUUGUACUUGUGGACAACCUGCAUUAAAACUGACAGUAAAGAAAGAUGGACCUAACAAAGGUAAGGUUAAUGAAGGCUUCCUGACCCCUGUGCAAUUGUAAAUUGUACGGAGUAGCUACAAAAUGCCUGCAUGACAUACUAAGUGAUAAGACUAGUCAUCUUGAAAGUCGGGGUACAGUCUUCAACCCCCCUGCCUUUUGCCCCCAUUAGGUAAGAGUAUGGGGCUAAAAAGCAGCUGUUAAAGCCGUGAUAUUUUGGAUUGGUCCGCUGCCAUCUACCAAUAGGUCUAGACAGAGAAAUUAACAAGGUUUUGUGGUACUUAUUUCGCUACUUACUUUAAAAUUCUAGGUCGAGAAUUUUUCAAGUGUUCCAACAGAGACGGUGGAUGCGAUUUCUUCCUGUGGGCUGACGAUGAUUCAGGGAGCUCUCUAUCAUUUAGUCAUGCAGCACCUCUGACCCCCUCCAAUAACAUUAACAGGAAUGGCGCAGGUUGUUAUUAGAAUAUAGCAGGAAUAUAGAAUAAGCAAGUAAAGAAGUGUAAUUUCAUGGCAGAUUUUUUUGAAACAGAAAUACAUUUUUUUCAAAGUAUGCCAGUUACCAUGUAGAUUCAAAAGUUGCCAUGACCCACGAUAUGCUACUUAUCUGUCACCUAUUCCAUCAUCGUUUAGGAGACGUGGGCAAAAUACCUGAGCUAAUACUGUAUCAUUAAAGAACAUGUAACGAAAGUACAAUGGUUAUGCUAAGAAUAUUGUUCCUUUACCCUAGGAUUCUAUUCGGGGCAAAACUCGACUGUCGACGAUAGGUACGUUUUAUUCUUGGAACAAUUUACUUCACAUUUCUAGUUGUUUUAAAACCUCCUAUUUUUGUCUUAGGCUAGAUUUUCACUGUCGCGUAAUUUUUACGUGCGUGUACACGCACGUUAAAAUGCGUGAAGUUGAGCGAGGUUCACCUUGUACUUUUACGCGCGAUCUUGUACACAUUGCCUCUCUUGUAUUUGCGAACGUAAAUUUAACGCACGUACCAACGUAAAAAUUACGCGAUAGUAGAAAUCCACCCUUACGGACGAUACUGGGUUGUUUUCCAACGGUAACGCCUAGGUUGAUUUCCACUGACGCGUUUUUGGCUACGCACGUUAACGCGCGUAAAUUUUAAUCACGUAAAUAAAAUAGAGGAAAGAUAUAAAGUGUUGAGAUUAAACGUUAAGUUGAACGAGGUUCUACUGUUACGAUUAUGUGCGAUCUUUUAUACAUUGCCUCUAUUUUAUUUGCGAACGUAAAUUUUACACACGUAAAAAUUACGCGACAGUGGACAUCAACCCUCAGUCUUAUUUGUACGAUUCUUUAAAUGUUGUAGCAGUUAACUGUAAAUUAAGCGACUUAUCCGAGAGUCUAGUUCAUUUUAGCAACUCCUUCUUUGUAGACCACAUCCACUCAAAAUUCUUAAUAUUUAACAGGAUGGUAAUGCCAUUAGGUUUUUUAACCUAUCCGUCAUAAAUGGCUGAUGUUUGCAAUUCUUUAAUAUUUAAUAAUGUUUAAUUUUGCAUUUGUAGCGGAGCAAGUCCCUGUUGUCACUGCGGGCAGCCUGCUGUGAGGUAAGCAUAGAAUGACCUACAGUGUGGUUUAAAGAGCUGAUGACACGAAAUUAUUUUAAACUGAUUUUGGUCCGUAGUUUAAGUAACAAUUGCUAACUAAAAAUAUACCCCCAAAAAAACUUUUCUUGAAUUUUGCCGUCCAAAAACUGCUUUUUCCCCUUCAGAAAUGUCACAAAGGCUUGGAAAGAGUAAAGGAUCAAAGAAAGGCUAAUGACGUCUAGUGGCGUUAGUUACUCUUCCAAUUCUGGUCAUUGCUUUGUGUUUUGUGAAAUUACACGAUCAACUUGACUGUAAUGAAGGUAUAACGAAGGAAAUGAAGAUUAUAAAUCCUUCGUAUUUGCCAUCUCGUUAAAUUAUGCUACAUUCUUGCAAAUAACUCUACAUCAUACUUGUCAAUUUGGCCGCGUUAUUGGGCGGACAUUUUUAAAGGCAAAUUCGUGUGAUUUAAAGACGAAAAAAUGGGUUUAAGAGAAAUUCGUGUCAUAUACUCUUUAAACGAAUUUUAUAGCUAUGAAACGCCGAGAAAACUGUACAAACCAAAGCUAGUACAGUGUUGAUUUGUUUAAAUCUUGAGCCGUUAUACAUGAGAAUAAAAUCUGAAGGACCCUUGGAUGUCAAACUGCUUGCUUAUGUUCACGUUGCAUGCAAACGUUCCAGGUUUUUUUGAUUUCCAACCAAUUCUAGCUACUAACACCAUAACUACACGCUGUUUAGUCGCACAGUUUCCAAAGAAGGACCAAACAAGGGCCGGCCAUUUUACUGUUGUUCUAAGCCCAGAGGCCAGGGAUGCGAUUUCUUUGAAUGGGGAGACAGUACCGGGCCAUCAACGGCCAACAGUUACAAAUAUAAAGGACCGUCUGGUGCAGCGCGAAAUGGUGGAGCAACCAAGAAGCGAAAGUGCGGACUCUGUCAUCAGGAAGGUAGGACGGAGAUAAUAGGAACUUUAAGCAAAUCGCUAUGGCGACCUCUACUACGGCGGUGGUGGAUGUGGAGUCAUGGGGAGAGUACGUCAUCGUAGCCCGCCAAAUUUCUACUUUAAGCAAGCAGUAUCCAAAUAGUGACUACGGAGUUUCUCGCUCAUUUGCUUUCGUUGUUAGUAAAACGCAGGGACGACGUAAGUGCUAGAAGCCAGAAGCGUCAAAUACUUUCUUGAUAAAGUGAAAAACAAUCUAUGAUAGGUUUUAAAAUCAUCGAUUGUUCAAAAUAGGAGAAAAGUCGAAUUUUAUACUCAGGUAGUAACGACUACGCCACAAGAGAGUCUUCACGUUGUAGGAUUUGGAGCUACGACGAAAGGACAAUUCCGAGCAUGAGCACUGCAUCAUUUUUGGGCUUUUUUACUUCCGGCCGUCAUAGAAGAGGUCGCCGUAGUGAUUUGCUUCAAGUCCUUAAUGUAGUGUAAAUAUUGACGGAGAAGCUACUUUACGCCACACAUUUCUUUAGAUCGAGUUGCAAUGUUUUUUUCCCAGGCGAUCCUAGAAUUCUGUGCGCAAAACAUAGGUUUCCAAUUACUGAAAAAGUAUUCGUUGCCCUAUUUAAUGAAACCGCGCGAAAGAAAAAAAGCAAUGAGAGGAUGAACAUUGUCUACUGCUUCUUCAUGCUAGUAAUUUUCUUGAUUUUUUUAAUUUUAGGUCACACCAAACGGUCCUGCCCAAUGAACAGAUAACAAAGGUAUUCUGUCGGUACUCCGUAACCUCUGUACAUCUAUCGGUGGAUAUCGACAAAUAUUGUAUAAUACUUUCAAGACUCGUUGCGAUUACUUGUAAAGCAGUUUUCGAUGGGUUUUGUUUAAUAUGGCACGUUUUAAUCUGUAUUGUACUUGGAAAGAGCCAAUUUUCGAAAUUUACAGGUCAUAUUUUGUUAAGGUAUGUCAUUUUACUGCCACAUCAAUAAAACAUCAAGAACAAAGGAGCCGUGGAGGUCAUAUAUGUUGUUUAUAAUUCUCAAGCCCAAUUGUUCGGUCGUGUGAUCACUGUUAAAGUGGGUUACAGGAUUAAAGAUCUCUUGCUCUUCCUUUCAGUUUUGCUUGUAUCUGAAUGAUCGAACAUCCCUUGGUCUUCAGAUAAUAUUUCUAAACGCGUGAGUGGGGCGGGGACUGAAUGCAGAGAUGGGCAGUUGCCAAAAUAUGGAAAACAAAAUAUAUAAGACGUUUAAUUUGACCCAAACGCAGCAACAACGCAAAAAAUAUAUCUUGGUUAUAUCUUAGUGAAACUGUAAAACUGCGUCUUGCACUUAACAUAGCAGUUUGAUGACAACAACGACAAGAAGUGCUUUGAACAGCCUUCUUUGUUUUACUUCCUCUUGUCCGCUGCUCAUCUUUAGUGCUGCAGUCUUUACACCAGUUCUUUUUUCUUGUCGUUUUAACGCCGCAUUGCACUCCUCGUCUUCUUUUGAACACUGUUCUUUUCCUGUAAAANACUAACACUAUAACUUCACGCUGUUUAGUCGCACAGUUUCCAAAGAAGGACCAAACAAGGGCCGGCCAUUUUACUGUUGUUCUAAGCCCAGAGGCCAGGGAUGCGAUUUCUUUGAAUGGGGAGACAGUACCGGGCCAUCAACAGCCAACAGUUACAAAUAUAAAGGACCGUCUGGUGCAGCGCGAAAUGGUGGAGCAACCAAGAAGCGAAAGUGCGGACUCUGUCAUCAGGAAGGUAGGACGGAGAUAAUAGGAACUUUAAGCAAAUCGCUAUGGCGACUUCUACUACGGCGGUGGUGGAUGUGGAGUCAUGGGGAGAGUACGUCAUCGGAGCCCGCCAAAUUUCAACUUUAAGCAAGCAUUAUCCAAAUAGUGACUACGGAGUUUCUCGCUCAUUUACUUUCGUUGUUAGUAAAACGCAGGGACGACGUAAGUGCUAGAAACCAGAAGCGUCAAAUACUUUCUUGAUAAAGUGAAAAACAAUCUAUGAUGCUUUAAAAUCAUCGAUUGUUCAAAAUAGGAGAAAAGUCGAAUUUUAUACUCACAUAGUAAACGACUACGCAACAAGACAAGUCUUCACGUUGUAGGAUUUGGAGCUACGACGAAAGGUCAAUUCCAAGCGUGAGCACUGCAUCAUUUUUGGGCUUUUUUACUUCCGGCCGUCAUAGUAGAGGUCGCCGUAGUGAUUUGCUUCAAGUCCCUAAUGUAGUGUAAAUAUUGACGGAGAAGCUACUUUACGUCACACAUUUCUUUAGAUCGAGUUGCAAUGUUUUUCCCGCCCCCCCAGGCGAUCCUAGAAUUCCUAUUUAAUGAAACCGCGCGAAAGAAAAUAGCAAUGAGAGGAUGAACAUAGUCUACUGCUUCUCAUGCUAUUAAUUUUCUUGAUUAUUUUAAUUUUAGGUCACACCAAACGGUCCUGCCCAAUGAACAGAUAACAAAGGUAUUCUGUCGGUACUCUGUAACCUCUGUACAUCUAUCGGUGGAUAUCGACAAAUAUUGUAUAAUACUUUCAAGACUCGUUGCGAUUACUUGUAAAUCAGUUUUCGAUGG